Molecule: messenger RNA, 1784 nt
Organism: Spathaspora passalidarum NRRL Y-27907
Lineage: Eukaryota; Fungi; Ascomycota; Pichiomycetes; Serinales; Debaryomycetaceae
Product: peptide-methionine (R)-S-oxide reductase
Exons: 1
Coding region: 145-546 (133 amino acids)
Biological process (GO): protein repair; response to oxidative stress
Molecular function (GO): peptide-methionine (R)-S-oxide reductase activity
Source: RefSeq, a predicted model, not a curated record
GCAAGCGAUUGAACACCAGAAAAAGAACAAGGCUAUAUAAACAUUAGAUAGUCUCUUUUUAUGUCUUUGUCACGAAUACUUGCACAAUCUUCCAGAACAGUUUUCCCACCAGUUUCACAGCUAUUUACAGUAUUCACAAGAAACAUGUCUAAAUCCGAAGAAGAAUGGAGAGCAGUCUUAACUCCAGAACAAUUCAGAGUGUUAAGACAACGUGGAACUGAAGCCCCAAACGUAGGGGAAUACACCAACACACCAGCUACCGACAAAGGCUUUUAUGACUGUGCUGGUUGUGGGAACCCCUUAUACAAAUCCCUGACUAAAUUUAUUGCUCAUUGCGGCUGGCCAGCAUUUUAUGAAGCUAUUCCUGGAAGUAUCAAGGUUUAUCGUGAUGAUUCAUAUGGUAUGGUCCGCGAAGAAAUGAGAUGUGCUAAAUGUGAUGGACAUUUAGGUCAUAUUUUUAAAGGGGAAGGCUACAAAACACCUACAGAUGAAAGACAUUGUGUCAAUAGUAUUUCAAUUAAAUUCAAUCCAAAGGAUGAAAACUAAAGUACAUAUGGAAUAAAUACUUUUCUCUUUAAUUUUUUGUAAUCAUCACCAAAAGUUUGUAAAUACCUCUUGUGUUUCUUAACGGCCCAUAACCACAUUUGCCCAGAGCUAACAAACAAGAAAACCCAAGCUGACCAAUUUCCUACUAAUAAAGCAUAAGCUAACCAGGCUAAAGAUUCAAAGAAAUAGUUUGGACAAGCAACCAAGUCAAAACCAUAUCCAAAUGGAAUAACAUAUCUCUUAGUAUCACCCUUUCUUAAAUUAGCCAAGAUUCCAUGAGUAAUAAAGUUGGAAAUUUCAGCAAAAGCCCAAAGUCCAACAAGGGCAUAGCUCACUAAUGAUGAGUGUUCAUUGACAUGAAAAAUAAAACUUAAAGGACCUGAUCUUCCAACGUUUGGUCUGUAAAUGAAGAAUGCAAGAUUGAAACCAGAUAAAAUCCAGUAAUGUCCAGAAUUCUUAAAGAUAUUGAAAGCAGGCAUAGUGGCAUUGGAGAACUUGUGAACAAAAACAGUUUCAUAUUCACGCUUCAAGAAAUGGGCCAAUACUAAAACAAACGCCAAUUGUUGAGUUUGAGAAUGCUCAAAUGCUUCAACACCAUAUGACUUGCUGACAUAGUAAAAGAAAAAAUGGAAAAUAAAUGGUCCGAAAUAUUCAAUCAAGAAAACAGUUCUCCAGGAAAUUUGUGGUCCUAAAUCUUUAACAAAGAGUUCAACCUUGUCUGAAGUGAUUCCAUUAGCAAUAAAGGACUUAUUAGCAUCCAAUGGUUUUUGCUUAUUAGUUUCUUUAUCCAAAAUAGUUAAUCUGAGUCUAUAUUGGGAAAUGGAAUUCUUGGAAGAUAUUUCAUUAACAAGUUCUUGAACUUUUCCAUCUAAAGAUAAGUCAGUUUUAAGUGACUUAAUAGACUUUGAACGUGAUUUAACUUCAAUUGCAGUCAUAAUGUUGUCCACUUGUUGUUGUUGCUGUCAAUUGGCAAACUUUUAAAAAACUACCGCGAAAUUUUCCCUCUCUUUUGAGUGCUCCGCGGUUGGAAGAAAGGUUUAGGGAGCGGUCGGGAGAAGGAGGGAGGGAUUACCACCGCUACCACAUGAUGUAUAAUUGUCAACAAUAUAUCAAUACUUUUCAAUUAACAAAUUACCAAGUCACAAGCAUGCCUAUUGCUAUAGGUGUACAUUGAUACCUAGUGAUUUAAUCGUGUUUACUGUUCUCGUUAUCACUUCUAGAAACUUCCACGGAGAAAG